Messenger RNA from Eimeria acervulina, 237 nucleotides. RefSeq lists its product as hypothetical. The coding region runs from base 1 to 237 and encodes 78 amino acids. NCBI's taxonomy places the organism in Eukaryota, Apicomplexa, Conoidasida, Eucoccidiorida, Eimeriidae. The transcript has a single exon. The record is from RefSeq and is a predicted model, not a curated record.
AUGCCCAUUAAACAGCAGCAGCAGCAGCAACAGCAACAGCAGCAGCAGCAACAGCAACAGCAGCAGCAGCAGCAGCAACAGCAACAGCAGCAGCAGCAACAGCAACAGCAGCAGCAGCAACAGCAACAGCAGCAAGGUAAAGCUCAGAUGCAAGAAGCACUUCAAGCAGAAGUCAGCAGCAAAACAAAAAAUGCGGUGUCUGAAGAGAAGGAGGCCUCAGCGGGCCCCCACAGCUAG